AGCCGCUGUGCGGAGCUUGUGGUCCCGGAUCGGACGCAGUAGGGUGAGCGCGGGAGGGUGUGGCGGGCAGAGGAGACUGGACCAGGCAGAUGGCCUCUCAGUGGCAGAACAUGGGAGCUUCUGUGCGCCGACGAUCUCUCCUGGAGGAGGAGCAGAUGGAGGAGGAGGUGAUACGAUCAGCGGCCGGCCAAUCAGAGACAUCGACCGGACCCUUGGGUUCCCUGUGCAGAAGUUUCCAAAGACGGCUGCCCCUGAGAGCAGUCAGCCUUAACCUCAGAUCAGGCCCCUCCUGGAAACGCCUGGAAACCCCAGACCCCGAGAAGCAGGGUGUACAAGCUGCAGCUCGCUCAGCUAAGACUGCCUUGGGCGCCAUGUCCCAGAAAAUCCAGGAGUCCUGCCAAAGUGGCACCAAGUGGCUAGUGGAAACACAGGUGAAAGCCAGAAGGAGAAAGAGAGGGGCGCAGAAGGGCAGUAGCUCUCCACCUCCCAGCCUGACCCAGAAGAACACUCGGCUGUCUAGGGCUUCCCCAGACCUCCAGGAGAGGGAGCAACACCGCCUCUGUGCCCGGGUUGACCCACGUGUUCAUCCACUACGGCGGCUAAGGAGGGAGGCUGCCCUACAGAGCCCCUAUUCAUCGACAGAACCCCUCUGCUCUCCCAGCGAGUCUGACAGUGACCUAGAGCCUGUGGGGGCAGGAAUUCAGCAUCUCCAGAAGCUGUCCCAAAAGCUGAACAAAGCCAUCGUGGCUGAAGAGGGUGGUGACCUGACCGUCUCCCUCAUUCGGCACUGAGGACAGCAUCCUUCAGGAAACAAGCCCUGUCUGGCCACGAAAGCCCUCACAACCAGGAUGUCUGUACCAUGAGCUUCCUGGAAGAAGCACCUGCGUCAUCGGCAACCCUGAGCUGCUGCUAACGAGGACCUGACUAACAAGGGCCCAGAGCUCUUCUGCUUCAGCCACAUCACAAUGUGGCCCAUCAGUGACCACCUGCCAUAGCCUGAGUGACUUGGGGAGAACUUGGAAUUUCUCCUACCCUCUCCCCAGGGACUAUUGUGCUUAGGAACUAAUCCCACACAGUUGGGAGCUUUAUCAUAAUGCAAAGGCACCAGAAGAUGCUGGAGAGUUUUGAGCCACUGAGUUUUGAUGCUGGAGAGUUUUGUACCCAGGAGCAGGGUCCUUGGGGAGCCAUGUGUGGACUCACCUCCUGUGUUCUAAUGCAGAGGUUCCUGAGUACAAGAACCUGGGGUUCUGCUUCUCCCCACCAGGACCCCAGAGGAAGGGAGAGGAGAUAAUUCCAGGUUCUGUGACCCUGGGCCUAUUUAUGAUGAGCUCAGCAUGAGGCACUGUGGACUUGCAGGGAGGAGCUAUCUUCAAGAGCAGUUUCUGCCCUUUGUAAAUUACUUAAGAAAUCUUCUUUGUCAAAAAACAUUGUGUAAGUUUCCUAGAUUGCAUCGCUUUUUAAUAAUAAAGACUCUUUCCA
Molecule: messenger RNA, 1479 nt
Organism: Sciurus carolinensis (gray squirrel)
Lineage: Eukaryota; Metazoa; Chordata; Mammalia; Rodentia; Sciuridae
Gene: Pimreg
Product: PICALM interacting mitotic regulator
Exons: 6
Coding region: 90-791 (233 amino acids)
Source: RefSeq, a predicted model, not a curated record